CUCGGACGCGUCGGCCGAUGCAACAUAAAAUCCUCCCUUUCCCGACCUUCGCCAACUUCCACUCACAACUAAAAUCUCACUUAAAUCUCAUCAAUUGACCCUAGCCAUCAUCGACGACCGCCCAAAAUGCCAAAAGCAGCACGCCGCACCUCUGCUCCUCGCGCGGAGCCCUACCCUGCCAUCAAACCUGGAGACAAACUUCCCACCCCAAAGACCACCGCCCCGAAGUCAGCACCCAAGAAAGCGCUCAAGGAGAAGACUUCCCCUGAGGUGAACUCCGCGUCUGCACCAGUUGCCAGCAAGGAUUCCGCCACGAAACCAAAGAAGGCCACCAAAAAAGCUGCCACCGAAUCGACCAACAAGCCCUCGGGUUCCUUCCUCGACAUCAAGCUCGACGGCGAAGAUGACAAUACCAUUCCCAUCUACGAUACCUGCUCCACCAUUCGCCAGAAAAUAAACGCCCUGCUCGGCAAAGACAACCACAAGCCAGAGAACGGGAUGCCGGGCGAGUUUGACAAACAAGGAAACCCAAAACCAUACACAAAGGCCUCGUUCUGCAGAGCAUUGGAUACGAGACCGGACAUGCUGGCGAGAUUCUUGAAGGCGAAGCAAAUGAUGGGUGGUGCUGAGAGUAGUGUAUACCCGAAGGCGUAUGCGUUCUUCGAGAAGAAGAGGAUCUUUGAGGGCAAGAAGAAGACGCCGGGACGGGAGAAGGUUGAGGCUGAUCGGCCUAAUGGCCUUCCUCUCCGCGAUCCAAACCAUAUCCGAAUCUUGGUUGGGCCUGGGGAAAACCCAAGGGACUUCCUUGACGAGUACGGGCAGUAAUCUGUUCUGUUUGCGUUACUUUAUCGUCGUCCAAAAGGUCUGCCUCGCCGAGACCCGAAC
Hyaloscypha bicolor E is the source of this 885-nucleotide messenger RNA. RefSeq lists its product as uncharacterized. The transcript has 3 exons. The coding region runs from base 127 to 825 and encodes 232 amino acids. Lineage: Eukaryota; Fungi; Ascomycota; Leotiomycetes; Helotiales; Hyaloscyphaceae. The record is from RefSeq and is a predicted model, not a curated record.